Messenger RNA from Acanthochromis polyacanthus (spiny chromis), 6299 nucleotides. It is a transcript of the gene sim1a, whose product is annotated as SIM bHLH transcription factor 1a. The coding region runs from base 867 to 3140 and encodes 757 amino acids. Gene Ontology annotation, biological process: regulation of transcription by RNA polymerase II. Gene Ontology annotation, molecular function: RNA polymerase II transcription regulatory region sequence-specific DNA binding; protein dimerization activity; DNA-binding transcription factor activity, RNA polymerase II-specific. Lineage: Eukaryota; Metazoa; Chordata; Actinopteri; Pomacentridae. The record is from RefSeq and is a predicted model, not a curated record. The transcript is spliced from 11 exons.
UCUUCAUACCCUAGUCUUCCAGAGCAGAGGACUUUUCAGUCCAACUUGGGCGCCAGUCGUGAACAUUUCCACCAGUCACUCACCCUCCUGGAGUGCGUCGUUCUAAAUACCAGACAGUAGAUAUCGGAGCUGGGUAUGCAACCGUCCAAAGGGAACAGCGUUUCCUGCAGUGGGCGGGUCUUCGAGCCCGCAGUACAUGGGAGGCUCUGGAUGCUCCACUUGUCCAUAAAAUCACACAGUAUGAAAGAUAAGUUAAUCCUGCGCUUUUGGGAGAUUCUGUGUACCCAGAAGCCGUCACCUUAGAAAACCGACAGUUGUCUUGGCAGCAAGGUAAGUAAAUAGAACGUGUUAAUUUGCAGUGAAAUGAGAAUUGAAAAUGCAGGCACUAUACUUUUCUAGAACGAUUCAAACAAGUGUCAGUAUUAUGUACACUAGUGACUCAGUAUGUUGUUUCGAAGACAGACACAAGAACGCAAAUGUGUGUAUGAAUGUGGUUUGCCUGAUGAAUUGUUUGUCAUAUAGGGCCCAAGGUCUCCAGCGGUUCCACGGUUAAGUUUAGCACCAGCUAUGAUGGAUACAAGAGUAUGGUGAGCCAUCCAAAACACCUCUUCAGUUGCAAGCAAUCCGGGAAUUAGCCGCCUCCUGUUCGUCGCCAGUUGUGGGAACACCUGGAAAUAUGUGAAGUUGGUCCCGCGCUAGUAAAGUGUAAUGGGGAUUUCAGGCCGCGAGCGGAAGGAGAAUUUUACUUUUGCGUGUGGAGAUCUUCAUGAAAACACUAUGAGAAACCCACAGAGUGACUGAUCGCAGCCGGACUCAGAGUGCAGAGUGGUCAGCCGACCAGUGGUCGCUGACACAGAGCAGACAACAUGAAGGAAAAGUCUAAAAAUGCGGCCCGAACUCGACGGGAAAAGGAAAAUAGUGAAUUUUAUGAACUGGCCAAACUGUUGCCACUUCCCUCCGCUAUCACCUCCCAGCUGGAUAAAGCCUCAAUCAUACGACUGACAACUAGCUACCUGAAGAUGAGAGUAGUGUUUCCUGAAGGCCUCGGGGAAUCCUGGGGUCAUGUGACUCGCAAAAAUUCUCGAGAUGGAGUCAACCAGGAAUUAGGUUCCCAUCUCUUACAGACACUGGAUGGCUUCAUCUUUGUGGUUGCUCCAGAUGGGAAAAUAAUGUACAUAUCAGAAACAGCAUCAGUCCACUUGGGACUGUCACAGGUGGAGUUGACGGGAAACAGCAUUUAUGAAUACAUCCACCCAGCAGAUCAUGAUGAAAUGACAGCCGUUCUCACAGCACACCAGCCUUACCACUCACACUUUGUUCAAGAAUAUGAGAUGGAGCGCUCCUUCUUUCUAAGAAUGAAAUGUGUCCUUGCUAAGAGAAACGCUGGUCUUACAUGUGGAGGUUACAAGAUUAUCCACUGUAGUGGCUACCUGAAAAUCCGUCAGUACAGCCUGGACAUGUCUCCAUUUGAUGGCUGCUAUCAGAACGUCGGGCUGGUGGCUGUUGGACACUCAUUGCCACCCAGCGCCAUCACUGAGAUCAAACUACACAGCAAUAUGUUUAUGUUCAGAGCCAAUCUGGACAUGAAACUCAUCUUCCUUGACUCACGGGUUGCGGAGCUGACAGGCUACGAGCCUCAGGAUCUCAUAGAGAAGACUCUCUAUCAUCAUGUUCACAGCUGUGACUCAUUCCACCUGCGCUGUGCUCAUCACUUGUUGCUGGUGAAAGGUCAGGUCACCACAAAGUACUACCGGUUCUUGGCCAAGCAAGGUGGCUGGGUCUGGGUCCAGAGUUAUGCAACCAUUGUACACAACAGCCGCUCGUCCAGACCUCACUGCAUAGUCAGUGUCAACUAUGUUCUCACGGAGACAGAAUAUAAAGGCCUCCAGCUUUCUCUGGAACAGGCCACAUCCAAGACCUCUUUCUGCUACAGCAGCAGCUCCGCCAGCAGCCUCCCAGAGAACUGCAGAACUCCUAAGAGCAGAGUAUCCCGGCUCAAGACAAAAGCUAGACUCUCACCUUAUACACAGUAUCCUAGCUUCCAGACAGAACGAUCAGAGUCUGAUCAGGAGAGUCUGUGGGGCAGUAGCCCCCUCACUGACUUUGCUUGCCCUCAGCUAUUGGAGCAGAAUGAAGGCCUGGAUGCGUCAUGUCUCUACAGGCAGUUCACAGAUCCUCGCACACUCUGCUACAACCUGUCAGAAGAGCAGCAUCACACCACUAGCGACGGCCACACACACUUUCAUGGUCAAGGUCAGAGUUGCGGGCGAGGUCGAUGUGAGGCAGGGAGAUACUUUCUAGGAGCCCCUCCACCUGGCAUGGAUGCAUGGUGGGGCAGUGCCCGGUCCAUCCUACCACUGAGCAAGAGCUCCUUGGAGAACUAUGAAGCAUAUAACAGCAGCAUGCCACACAUCACAGCCAUCCACAGCUACCAUGCCCGAAGCCACUGCGAUGAAGAGAGUGCGGUCAGCUCUCCAGAUGGAGGCUCAGCCAGUGACUCAGGGGAUCGGUACCGAGCUGACCACUAUUGCUGCAGCCCACAGGAGCCUAGCAAGAUUGAGACACUAAUCCGAGCCACACAGCAGAUGAUCAAGGAAGAGGAAAGUAGACUGCAGUUUCGCAAGGGUCCCCAGGAUGCCCCACUGGGGCUAGCCAAUGGACUGUCCAAGGGUCCUGGUCCCUGUUUCACUUCAGAGUGUAGUCAAGGGCUCCAACCUCUUCAGACUGUGGUGUGUCGAGGUUUGAAUCAAGGGAUUAGUUCUGCUACUAGCCCCACACCCCUAUCCAGGCUCAGCAGUCCAGGUUCUGAGCGAAUCCAUAAACCCAAAGACUACCUCCAAACAGACCUUGCCCCCCUUUCUUUGCAAUUACCCCACCCUUUUGGCCUGCCAGGUGCAUGUUCAGCUUCUCCUACACCAGCCCUCUACCCCUCCAAUACCCACCCGCGGCCAUACCUGGACAAGCAUAAAGCAUAUUCUCUGACUGGCCUUGCUCUGGAACACCUCUAUGACCCAGACAGUCUUCGGAGCUACUGCAUGUCUACCAGCUCUGGCCCCACCCACUACAAUCACCUUCACAUCCCGGCAGAGCAGACACCUGGACACAAAAGCACCUCUGUCAUUAUUAAGAAUGGCAGCUAACACAGAGUAGGAUGUCAGUCACAUGGCCUGAGCUGGUUAGCUCCCAUUUCAGCAGUAAGCCAUUUUCAUUCUGCAUCCUCUUAAGUGGCUUUUCCAUCAUACCAGAUAAUUCUGCUCUAAAUCUAAUUAGUUGUUUCAUAAUAGUUCCAAUAUUUAAUUUCAAGUGAUGCUAAAACUUUCAUGUUGAAGAAGUCUGCUAAAGAAUGUUCUUUAGCAGACUUCUUAACCAGUGCAUGUGUUUAUGGGUAAUAUGUGAAUAUUCUCAAGAGGGAACAACAAGGUUACAUUAAAACAGUGCCGGCAAUUCUGAUAGAUAAUGUUUAAUUGCAGUUCUCUUUCUUUGAUGAGUGUAUUUGUUUUUUUGGCCAAAAAUUGAGUACAAAAAAUUUUAAAUGUUCAGAACAAACCCAUGCAUAGAUUUUUUUUUCCUAAAAAAUGAGACCUUAAAGCUCGUGUCCGGAGUUUCCGUUUGUUUUCAAUUUAUGUAUCAUUGUUUAACAAAGCUUAAAUGUGUUAGUCUAGUUUGUCGGUCAGUAUAGCCUUCUUUAACCCUUGCCUCAGGUUAAAUCAGGACCAGCUCUCCGUUUAAAGGGUUAGAUUCUAUCUGCCUAUUAGUAUUCCACCUAACAGGUUUCAGCAGAAUGAUUAAGCUGGUGUCGAGGAAUACUCGCCUAGGUCCUAACUGUCUUCUUCCAAACGUCUUACCCCUCUUACUCCAAUAAAUACUCUCUUACUAAGCAGCCCACCUAAGUAGUAGAAUUGAUUUAUUGACCACGUUUGUUAACGACAGCUUUCCUCUUAAAACUGUGGCACUUGUUGAUAACUUUUUACCACUAUGCAGAAUAGGUGAAUCAUAAUAAUUUCAUUAGACUUCUCUUUAAAUGCAAUAUAGUGUUUUAUUAAGCAAUUAUUAGCAGGGGCACAGCAUUAAUUCAUGAUUAAACAAUUUAAUUAUUUCUGAUUAUUUCUAACUUAACUAAAUUAAACUAAGCUGAGCGCACCUAAGAAUCUUCUCUAAUUAGUAAAUUUAGGAGAGAGAGCGGACAGCCAGGCCUUAGCUGCCACGCCCGGUCUUGACCUGCGUCUAGUUGAACUCCUCCGUAGACCAGCAGACUCGGUACGAAGUCUUCUUUGUGGGCAGAGGGUGUUCUUCAUAGGCCGGGGGAGUGGAGAGGUCCCGAAAGCCAAUCGUUGGUCUGGCAGUUAUCUUUUGUAGCAGCAGCUGGAACACAAGUGCAGGCGUCUCAGCUGUCUUCUCAGUCGGGUGGUGGUGGUGGAAAGCCCCCGUCUCAUCAGGCUGUGGUGGGUCACUGGGUCCUCCAGCCCCUGGAGUGGAGCAGCCCUCUGCUGCUGCCUCCUGUACCUCUCUGGAUGCCAUGGGUGCUGUCUUCUCUUCAUCUCUUUGGAUAACUGCAGACCUCUCAGGACUCUCCUUUCAGCAGAGUGUGGUCUUCUUCUUUUGAACAAAGUUAGAACAACUUUGCUUCCAACGACGUCCUCAAAGAACUCUGCAGCCUAAGUCCUGCGUUGUCUUCACGUCUCUAGGGCAAAAAGGUCCGGUGAAGAUUCUUCAGAACUUUGGCAAUGCUCUCCGGCAGCUCCGGCCAGCAGCAUCUCUUGCAGCUCCGGUGAGCAGCAUCUCUCCCCUCCAGGGGAGAACUCCGAAUUCAGUGUCUCUGACUCUCUCUUUUAUAGUGUCAUCCUCUAAUACACACAUCUCUGGCUAGGUAUGCCCCUGACACCGUCUAACUCAUGCAAUCAACUUGUUAUCACAUACAUCAGUAAUACAGAAGUCAUGGUUUUACAGCAAGUACACAGCAUCCACCUUCCGUUGUUAACACACACACACAUUGCUUGAGACAUGUUGCCAAGACCAUAUAUGGCCACAGAACUUCCUCAAUGUCCUCCUUUCUGCAGUGUCAUGGUGUCUUCUGCUUUUUGCCCUACACACACAGAGCUUAAACAGGGAUUACUUUAGUUAUCAUUCACAUUAAGCUGCACUGAAUCUAUUUCUAAAUCAAAAUCAUUCCACUUAGUUUAAACAAAAUAAAUCAUCUUAAAUCAUUCUCUUCUAUAGCAAUAAUCAUUUCAGAAUAUAUAUCAGCCUAUUAAAAUCAUUCUUGCAUCAAGCAUAAGCAUAAUCAUGUGGUUAACUUAUAAUGUUUCUCAUUUUAACUUUUCAUUGGUUUGCUUAAAGCUUUUAUUUAGGUAGUGGUUGCUCCUGGGAUCUCAAAUAACUAGGCCCCACUUGACAAGUUCAAUACUAUAAUAUAAUGUUAGUAUGACGCGAUAUGAAAAUUUAUUCAUGAGCUCCGCCUUCCUCUCAUAGACCCCCAUGUUAUUUCAAAAAGCGCCGGUCGCUGCCAACCAAUCAAGUUCGAGCUUCCGCUUUGUCAUGCUGUCAAUCAACGUUUACGCGCACAGCAAGGAAGCCCAUGCAGAGGUGGGCGAGCUACGCACUACGCAACCGCGCGCACAUUUGUUUUGCUUGUGGAGGAGAGAGCAUCAGGGAUCAGCAACUUCCAGAAAAGUUACCAAUCCCACGGCUUGUCAGGCCAAGAGACUGCAGGAUGUUUUUUGGCUCGGGGUGCUCGCGUCACUCCCCGACCACGGCCUCCAUAGCCCGCCUGACGGCUUCGUUUAGAUGCCUGACCUCUGGAGGAAGAUGUUGGGGCGUCAGGGACAUACUCUUCGUCAGAGGAGUCAUGCAAUUCUGAACUCUAGAUAGAAAUAAAUAAACAAUGUAACACAUACACACGCGUAAAUGCACUAAGUUUGAUAAACAACGUCAUCGAGAGGGAUACACGAGUGUAAUCACAUUGAAACUUUACUCGUUCGUCCUAGCAGAUUCAUGUUAUUUUGGUAUUAGGACAAGUUAGACUCAAUACAGAAUUCUAAUGUAAUUCCUUUAUUAUUUACUAAAUGUACUAAAUGUAGAAGAGGGGAAAACAGCAAAACAGGCAAGAUGCUGCAGCAGUCCGGGCACUCCUCUCAGGUACUGUGCGCGUGCACAAAUAAAGGGGCGAAAUCAGAGGGAGGGUGGGACCAACAGUUUUGGGAGACGCUGCGAUUCAAACUCCGGACACGAGCUUUAAUAUGACAUAAUUCACCUAAACUGUACAAGUAAGACCUGUUCCAAAAUGUGGUUGACCCAAACAG